Molecule: messenger RNA, 6645 nt
Organism: Sitodiplosis mosellana (orange wheat blossom midge)
Lineage: Eukaryota; Metazoa; Arthropoda; Insecta; Diptera; Cecidomyiidae
Gene: nmo
Product: serine/threonine-protein kinase NLK
Exons: 9
Coding region: 2579-3898 (439 amino acids)
Biological process (GO): termination of RNA polymerase II transcription; protein phosphorylation; intracellular signal transduction
Cellular component (GO): nuclear body; nucleus; cytoplasm
Molecular function (GO): protein binding; MAP kinase activity; helicase activity
Source: RefSeq, a predicted model, not a curated record
UUAACAGAGUGUCGUCGAAUUGUGUUGUACACGCGUCGCGUUUCAAGCCUCACUGGAAGAGAGAGAAAAAAAAUUGAAAGAAGAAAAAAAAGAGUACUUUUUUCUACUGUUUUCAAAACUGAAUCUUAAUCUUUAUCUAUUUUUGUGUUUAAAUUUCAUUUUUGUGUUGUGGAACACCGAUUCCCAUCGAGACACAUUUGCUGAACAUGGCAAAUAAGAUACAACGAAAAAACUUUUGACGUAAACUAAAAGAAUUCGCAGUAAAAGCAAAGAAGACGGAAACAGAAAUCAACACAUAGAUUAAAAUAAAAAUCGAAAUUGGUCGGGAUUGCAACCUAGACACACACACAAGACGGAACAGUUGUUUUUGUUACACAUUUUUCAGUUCAACUCAACAAUUUCAAAAAAAAAAUAAAAAAAAACAAGAGACAGAAAAGUGCAUUUUGUUUUCGUGCAAUCGAAUCGGGUUAUUUUCUUCUGUAUAGGGUUUUCUGUGCAUUUUGUUUCUCUUUUCGGAUCGAAAACAAACAAAAGUUCGAAUUAUCGUACACAUCGAUUUUAAAGCCAAAUUUUUUUUUGUUAUCUUCACGCGGUGAUUACAUUUUUGCUGGGCAAAAACGGGAAAAGAAACUGAUUCGGCUCAAUCAAAUAUCCCAGAACCACACACAACUGAAUAGCAGAAGAAAAAUAAAAAACCACCAAGAAAUAUAUAGUUGCUGUAUGAUUUUCGGGAAAUGACGGAUUCGGUUGAAUAACAAGAAGUAAACACUGAAAGAUUUUGAAACACGAUCGAAGGCAUAUUGAGACUCUUUAGCAAGAUCCACAGGAAAGAAACGAAUCCAUACAAAAAGUAUUAGCGCGAAGGAAAAAAAUGCAACAGCUCAUCAGUAAUAAGAUCGGAUUCACAUUGUGAGAGAAUACAUUCUUGUUUUGAAUAAACCGUGGAGGAGCGAGUGAACGUGCGCACACAUACACACUCCGAAGAAGCAUAUAUUAAUAGUUUAUGCGAAUAACACGUCGCCCGUCGAAACCAAACCGAUACAACAAAGAAAUUCGAAAGAGUAAAGGAAAAAAACAGCAAACGCAACGAAACAGAGACGAACGAGACGCAAAGAAACCGGCGACAACACAUGAUUGUGAUUAAUUUGAUUUCGUUUAUAUUUGCACGACGAUUAAUAAUUUUUUCCUCCUGCAAGCAGCAGUUGCAGCAAUAGCAGCAACCUUUGUGUGAAAAAAAGUUUUCCGUUUGCUUAAAUAGCUAAUAUACAACACACAUAAUUAACUAUGUGCUGACGAAGUUGAAACAUUUAACCGUUUCACUGAAUAAAAAUAACCCGAAAAAAACCAACCAACGUAUUCACAACGGUAUAUCGCGCGAUUUGUUUUACAUUUGAAGUAAUCAUUCGCAAGGAAUUCAUUUGACGUCACAAGUUUACAUUGAUCCAGGCAAUUAUUACUUCGUCGUCUUUUUUAUUCGUCUUAAGCUGUUUGUGUUCUAGCGAUUUUACCGUCAACUAAUUGACUUCAAGCAAACAGAAUCAGUCAAAACAAAAUUACAUUUCUGCAUCAUUUUCGUAUCUCUUCGGUCUCUCUCGUUUAAUCGAAAGGAAAGAAAAAAAUAAAUAAAAUAAAACGUGUGUAUGUCUACGACAGCUUAGCCAAAAAAAAACAACAAAACAAAAAUUCCAUGAAUUGCAAAUGGAAAUGCAGAAAACCAGUGAACGCAAAUAAAACGAAUGCCAAAAUUGUGUAGAGAGACGGAAAAAAUAGAAAGAGAGAGAGAGAGAGAAAACGAAGUGAAGUCCAAUUCAAUCACAGACAUACAUACGUACACACGCGUUCAGUCCGUGCAUUGUCAAAACGUAUCAUAACGAGGCAAAUGAUACAUGCAGAACGCUUGACUGUUACUCCAGUUGACAAACGUGAACCAUCUAAUUAAAAAGAGAAAACAAAAUCGUCGACACAAAGUUAAAGGCACAGACUCAUAAAAUAUAUAACAUUAUUGAAGAGGAGAGAGAGAGAGAGAGAGAGAGAGAGAAACGGAAGUCGUAACACAACAUAGAAAAAAACACUCGAAGCUUUAUAGUUUUAUAUUUUGAACUAAUUUUAUUGCCGUUCCCCGUUCGAUUUUAUUGGUUUUCGCGAACAAUAACUGUAACAUUUGCUGGCUUACGAUAAGAAUUUGAUUGGAUAAAUUUGCGAAUUUCAACACAAAGAAAACGUUUUCGAGGAAGAAAAACCAACACACAAAGAAAUUAGAAAUUUGGCAAUUAAAAUAAAAGUAUCAAAUCCACAAUUUUUGCGGGCAAAAACCAAUCGUGUAACAGUUUGCAUGCACUUGGUCACAAACACGUGUGAACAACUCUCGGCCCAAGAAAAAUCGCUCAACACAAACACAAAAAGGAUUUCGGCCGACCACCGCAUUUGAUUAAAGCGAGUGGGAAUUAAUAAGAAGGCGAAACGGACAGAAAGGAAACGUCGACGACGACGAAGACGACGACAACAACAAGAGAAUCCACAACCGGGGGCGCAAGCUCUUGAGCAACAACGCAAUUUUUGAGUGUAUGGAAAAAAUCUAAUGGCGGCCGUCAGUGGGCCAGCUCGCCAAUCAAGAGUAUCAAUGAGCGUUUCAAUGUCAAUUGUCCAAGGUGGUGCGGCCGCUCAACAGGGUGCUAUACUUGCAGCAGCCGCCCCGUACUAUCAGCCAGCCGUUUCACAAGAUGUCGUUCCCGAUCGACCCAUUGGAUACGGUGCAUUCGGCGUUGUAUGGGCUGUGACGGAUCCUCGCGAUGGACGACGGGUCGCACUGAAAAAACUACCAAACGUGUUUCAAUCGCUGGUAUCAUCGAAACGAGUAUUUCGUGAACUGAAAAUGCUAUGCUUUUUCAAACACGAGAACGUUCUUUCAGCUCUUGAUAUUCUACAGCCACCUCAUCUGGACUUUUUCCAGGAAAUUUAUGUGAUAACUGAAUUACUUCAGUCAGAUUUACACAAAAUUAUUGUGUCACCUCAACAUUUGUCCGCCGAUCACAUCAAAGUAUUUCUGUAUCAAAUUCUGCGAGGGCUCAAAUAUUUGCAUUCGGCGCGAAUACUUCACAGAGACAUCAAACCAGGCAAUUUGCUGGUCAAUAGUAAUUGCGUGUUGAAGAUAUGUGACUUUGGUUUGGCCCGAGUUGAAGAGCCGGAUCAAUCAAAACACAUGACUCAGGAAGUAGUCACCCAAUAUUACCGAAGCCCAGAAAUUUUGAUGGGCUCAAGACACUAUUCGGCAUCGGUGGAUGUAUGGUCCGUGGGAUGUAUAUUUGGCGAAUUAUUGGGUCGACGAAUUUUAUUCCAAGCGCAAAGUCCGGUACAACAAUUGGAGCUAAUCACUGAGCUGCUCGGUACACCGUCACUAGAAGAUAUGCGACACGCUUGCGAAGGUGCCCGAUCCCAUAUGCUACGACGUGUACCAAAACCACCCUCCCUAUCAGCUCUCUACACACUCAGUUCACAUGCAACACACGAAGCCGUUCAUCUUUUGUGUCAAAUGUUGGUGUUUGACCCGGACAAGAGAAUAUCGGUUAUUGAUGCGUUGGCGCACCCGUAUCUCGAUGAAGGACGUUUACGAUACCAUUCCUGUAUGUGUAAAUGUUGUUUCACCACAACAUCAGGACUGCGACAAUAUACAAAUGACUUUGAGCCAGCAGCUGCCCAGCCAUUUGACGAUUUGUGGGAACGGAAACUCACAUCAACGCAACAAGUCAAAGAGGAAAUGCAUAAGUUCAUUGCCGAGCAGUUACAAACUGGUCGUGUACCACUUUGCAUAAAUCCCCAAAGUGCUGCGUUUAAAAGUUUUGCCAGUUCGAAUGUUGCACAUCCUUCAGAGCUACCGCCGUCGCCACACCAAUGGGAAUGACAGCAUUACAAUCAAGCACAAGCCGCCUAGAAGUAAACAACCACUUCCCCGUUCAAUGUAUACACAGUCUUGAAGUGAACAAUGGAAACACCUCGAUCGAAACAUCAUCAAAAAAGAUAUACACAUACACACACAGACACACACCAACAUAUAUUUCAAGUGUGACAAGCAAAUGAACAAAAAAAAAUGAAAAACAAACAAUUGUUUGAAGUAAACUAUAGAAACAUCGACUCCAAAGCCAUCAAAAAGAAAAUUCACCGUAGAUUAUCAUCGAGAGAGGAAGAGAUAAAGAAAUUUUGGAGCGAUCAAAUUUUGCUGCACCAAAGUACAUAAGGAGAGAACAUAUUCACCAGUAGUUACGAGAAAAGGAAUGAAAAACCAAACAAACAAUUUACGCUACAUAUGCUUAAAAUCAGCACUGACUUAUCUAUUGAUUGUAGUUCGAGUAGUUUGAGUGUAGCAAGCAUAUUGUGUACCAAUAACUCUGGCAAUAGCUCUGGCUUCUCCUCGACGGCAAACAAAUUUUUCCGUUGUUAUCAUAGAAACCAAGAGAAGCUCCUCUCAGCCAGAGUAAAAAAAAGGAAAAAAAGACAAAAGAAAGGAAAAAAACGAGAUGUGUUUGUGUUUGAAUGAGUCAUUCUAAGGAGCUAACAAAAUUGAAAGAAUAAAACAAAGGAUGAAAAUAAAAAAAAUAAAAAAUUCAGAGAAAGCAAUGUAAACCGUGAUGGAAUCUAGAAAUCAUAUUCAUGAUUUUUUUUAUAUAUGUAUAAAUAGAUUUGUGCACUCAUUCAGUAAUGGACCGCAAUCAAAAGAACAAUUUUUUUUGUUUAGUUUUUCGAAUGGAUUUUUUCUCUUCUUUUUUGAGUAUGUGUAUCAAAAAACACACACACACAAAACGGUAAACCAAAAUGUAAACACGCAAAAUGAGACAAAUGAUUAAAAUAACAAAAUAAAAACAGCCUUAAGACCGCACGCGCAUCAACAAACCACAAAUAGUUUGCUGACAUUCAGGCAACAGAACUGAACCAAUCCACUGCCCAAAAUAGCUGACAAACAUAAACGGAUAUACUAACAAUAUUUUGCAUACACAAAAGAAAAAAACACAUAAACAUAGGUGCAUAGAUGAAAACGUUAAGAAGCAAUACUGAAACCUAAAGAUUUCAAAUAAAAAUCGCAGCGGAACAUAAACCAUGUACACGUUUCUCUCUCUCUCUCUCUCCUUUUUUUCUGCAUAACACAGUGUGUUAUUAACACACAUAUUUCUCUUGUAUUGAUUGUGUAUGCUUUCUGUCCAUUUCUCACAUUCCUGUUGGAAUAUAAAAAAUAACAGCAGAAAACUAACAAAUGAUUCAAACGGAACGAAACUUGAAGAGAGAAGGCAACAAAAUAGCACCCGAAAUUUUUUUCAUAGAAUUUUUACAUUUUUUCACAUAACACGCACUCGUCUUUCCACAACACUUUUCGGUUGCAACCAAUUUGACAUUUGAAUGAUUUUCAAGGCUUUUGUUAUAAUGGACGAACAGUUGAAACAAAAAUAACAUGAAAUAAUGUUUGUAAAUUUAUCUCGUACCUAAAAAUGGCGUGUCUUAACCAAUAUAGAAAGUGUUUUAUUUUUAUGAACCAGAAAAAAAGAAAAACAAACUUUUGCUUGUAAUCCCCAACAGUACAUAGACUAUAUGUGUGUAUCAAUUCAUUUUAGCAAGCAUUCUGAGCGAAAGAAAAUGACGCAUCAUUUCACGCAAACGAAGAGAAGAAAAUGAAUAAAACACAGUAACAAAAUAUUUGCAACAACAACAGAAAAAUUUAAUGUGCUUAAAAUUUAAAUAUAUUUUUCAAAAGUGAAACAAGCGAAAAAAUUUCAACUAGAAAAGAACACACACAAUACAAAAUGACUAGAACCACAAAAAUAAAAACAAAAUUAGUAGUUGAUGAAUGGCUAUCUCAAGUUAUAAUAUACCAUUUUGAUGUAUUGCACUUUAAGCAUUACGGUUUGAUUUCAUUUUGUCAGUAGCUCUACUCUUGAUUGAUACGACACGACACAUUGUUAUUCCGAGAUAUAUGCGACAACAAGAAGGAGAUGAAGAAAAAAAAAGAACAUUAAAACAUUCAACAAUUUUUUCCUUAUCAAAUUCGAUAUUUACACAUUUUACAAGAUUUUUUCACAACAGAGCAAAUAAACAAACAACCUGAUCAAUGAUAACGUAGAAAAGCAUAUUAAUUAAAAGAAAAAGAGAUAAACGUAAAAAAAACAAGUAAUUAAUACACAAAAAAAUUGUAAUUUGUUGAACUUAUAAAUGUGCUGUAACUGUGCAUGCAUUGUGUGUGUGUGUGUAUUCAUUCGGUAGUGUUUUCUUUUUUUAUUUGGUAGAUUGUAAUUGUACAUAAAUUUCUAAAGUAUACCAACUAAGCCACUUGAUAUGCACCUAUUAAUUUACCAUUGUACACAUAUGAGGAAAAGUUGAAAAAAAGAAGAAAAAACAGCAGCAGCAACAGCAAAAAACAUAAUUAUUACAAAACAUUAUAGAUAAACAUACAAGCGAUUUAAAGAAAUUUUGUCAAACGAACCGAAAACAAAACAACACAUACACAGAGAGAAAAUGGUAAACUUUUUGAAAACUCUUACAUUCAGUUGGUGGAAAUACAAGGAAAAACAAAUCAAGGAAAUAUCCAUAAUUCACAUUCAAACGAUAAAAGAUGAAGAAGAACAGAAGAAAAUACACGAAAACGAAGACGAAAUGAAGUGAAGA